Molecule: messenger RNA, 579 nt
Organism: Lathyrus sativus (Indian pea)
Lineage: Eukaryota; Viridiplantae; Streptophyta; Magnoliopsida; Fabales; Fabaceae
Source: the annotation of a GenBank genome assembly
AUGGCUAUCUCAACCUCCUUCUCCAACUUCUUCUCUUUCCUCUCACCACAAACAAAGCCACAGCUCCCUCUUCUCUCUCAAUUCCCAUCUCACCACCACAACCACCGCAACAACAAGAUAAUCCCCCUCGUUCUCAGCCGCAAUGAAACAGCCUCUCCUUCAAUUACAUCUUCACCGCCACCACCACCCCCACCAAAAGACGUGUCUUCCGAUUUCUCCGAUUUCAACUCAUCCUCCUUGUACACAACAAACCGCUUCAAUGUUGAAGUUGUUCUUGAAGACGGUGAGCCUGAAGAUAGACUUCUGAAUAGGUUCCGCAAAGACGUUUUAAGCGCUGGUAUUCUUCAAGAGUAUAGGAGAAGACAGUAUCAUGAGAAUAAACAGGAUGAGAAGAAACGUAAGAUUCGCGAGGCUUCUGUGCGUAAUCGUAGGAGCAGGUUUCCUAGGCGUCCUAUGGAUGGGAACUCUCCGGGAGGAGGACGGUACAACAACUACUGGCAAGACGAUCCAACACCACCUGAGGAGGAAGAGGAUGAAGAUAUCUGGGAUCUACCGGAAGAGGAUGUGCUAAGGUUUUGA